CUUUUCCCCGUGGGAGCUAAGGGCUCUCCUCUUUUUUUUUCUUUUGCAGCUGAGAUCUCUCAGCAUUUCUGCACGCAGGCCUCUGCUUGCAGCUCCCAGGGAGCCUGGAGCCAGAGGGAAUGGGCCAUGGGAGCCUCGGACCUCCUCAGGGGGUGGUGACAUUCAAGGACGUGGCUGUGGACUUCACCCAGGAGGAGUGGGAGCUCUUGGACCCUUCUCAGAAGGAGUUGUACAAGGGGGUCAUGAUGGAGAACGCCUGGAACCUGCUCUCCCUGGGGCUUCCAGUUCCCAGAGAAGUGACCUCUUAUUUUGAGCAAAUUGAAGCACUGUGGAUGCUGGACCAAGAAGGCUUGCAGAGAUGCUCUCCAGAAAAUGUGUGUCCUUCCAUGAUGAUUUCAUGAGGGCCUCCCCUGCCCUGCCUCCUGACCAUGGUUUUCAAGUGGCCUACCAGCACUGCUGCAAGAAUGCAGACUCAGGUCAUAUCUUGCUCAGGCAAUUAGAGAUUGGAUGAGAUGGGGUUGCCAGGUAACCCAGGAGGGAGAGAACUAUUCUGGUCCAGGGAGAGACAGCCCGGGAGGGUCUUUGCAGGCCUGUGGCCAUUUGAACAUGAGUGUCUUACUUUCCUGGAAUGCUGGGAACACUCUGAUGUCACGUUGAGAAAUCAGAAGAAUCUAUUGCACUUAGAAGCAGCCAGAGUUUGAUGGACUCAGUGCACAGUCCUCCACAGCAGUGUAUUGAUGAUCAUGAUAGACUGAAGUCACUGCAGAAAGACUUAUAAAGGUGGAAAUGUGCCCAUCUGUGUGGUCCCAGAGCACAGCUGCCUUUAUAACCAAAUCAGACAUUUAGUCACCACUUAAGGUGCCACUAAAACAUUUUUGUGUCAGAUACUUUGGAUCUUUAUCUCAAUUGUUCAAGGGUUUAGUGAGCUUCUAAAAGGGAAAGAUUGCAAUAUUGCAGCCUGCACUAUCCUUCCAUAUCUCAGGAUGGUGAACUCAAUUUUCUGUUUGAGACAUUUUUAGAUAUGGAUAAUUUCAUGCAUUUUUAAAAAAUUGUGGAUCUUAGGAUCUGCAGAGGGCAUAAUGAUAAUUUUUAAAAAGAAAUGAGUAAUAGCUAUUGCGAAAAAAACUAAUGAGUCAAAACAAAAUCACUUCUUCCUCAGGUAAAUACAAAAACAACUGUGUUAGCCUGCUGACUAUGAUCUCAGAUAAUGUAAUAGAAAAAAAUAGAAUUGGAAGUGAUCAGCAUGGAAAUUUGUUAUGGUUACAAGCAAGAUAGAUCACGAAAUAAUUUGAGUAUUUCCUAUAUAUGCACCAAAUGACAAGUCUAUGAAAACAAACGAAAGUGCACAUAAUGGAAGGGAAAGAGAAAAACUGAGAUUGGAGAUAAUUUGUCACAUACCAUAGGCAGAGUGUACCCAUUCACAGGAUAUAAAUUCUAGUCUCAGUGAUGGGGAUUUUUAGCCAUUCUGAACUGAGGACCUGAGUUGUCCACCUUAGGGGAAUGAAGGUACUUUCUUUGUUGUCACAGAUUUAUGAGGUUCUAUUGUAAUUGUGCAUGAAGUCCUUAGAAAUUAAAUUCUGUUUGAGAUGUGAACUAGUGGGACUUAAAAUGACUGGUUCUGUCCAUUUAAGAUUUUUCUCUUUGCGUAGAAAAAGAGAAAAUAAAUUACUUUCUCUUCUGCUGAUGGAGGAAAGGGAAUAUAAGUGUGUCGCUAUAUUUGUUUUAUUGUUUGGUGUUUUCUUCUUCCCUUCCUUUCCCUUUCCUUCACUCUAUCUCUCUGUCUCUCUCUGUCUCUCCCUCCCUCUCUCCU
Molecule: messenger RNA, 1810 nt
Organism: Antechinus flavipes (yellow-footed antechinus)
Lineage: Eukaryota; Metazoa; Chordata; Mammalia; Dasyuromorphia; Dasyuridae
Product: zinc finger protein 684-like
Exons: 5
Coding region: 120-401 (93 amino acids)
Biological process (GO): regulation of DNA-templated transcription
Source: RefSeq, a predicted model, not a curated record